Molecule: messenger RNA, 1338 nt
Organism: Chrysoperla carnea
Lineage: Eukaryota; Metazoa; Arthropoda; Insecta; Neuroptera; Chrysopidae
Exons: 4
Coding region: 635-1291 (218 amino acids)
Source: RefSeq, a predicted model, not a curated record
CAACCAAAGUGUCAAAUAAUAAACAAUACAAUAAUUUGUAGACUUAAAGUUACUCAAUGUAUUCCAAAAUAAAGACAAUUUCAUUUCAUAUUAUCUGCAAUCACUGUGACAAUCAAAAUAUCGAAAAAUCGAAUAAUUUAAUAGUGUUAUCAAAUUUGUAAAAAAAAAAAAAAAAAAAAAGAAAUAAAAACUAAACUAAAAUUAAUAAGGUGAUGAGGCGGACAAAUUAAAUGAAAACAUUGAUUAUUGUGAGGGUAAGGGGCAUAAUCUCACAACUGGUCGUUUAUAUAGACCCGAUUUAGUUUUCACCUCCACCACCCGAACAAUACCAUCUAUGCCAGGGAAUAAUUUUUCGACUCUACCGACUGGCCAACGAAGAACGGAACCCUUGUACCAAAUGAUCCAAUAAUCGUUUCCGAUCGAGUAAAUUUACCGGACGGUUUGGAACACUUGGUGAAGGUAAUGAAUCUAACGGGGUCAUGGUAAGAAAAUGAGCUGGUGUCAAAGGUAUGGGAUCGGUUGGGUCAGUACUCAACCAAGAUAGAGGCCUGGAAUUUAGUAAUGCCUCUAUUUGAACCAAUACCGUAUUCAACUCUUCAUAUGAAAGAAUUUGAUCCCCGACAACUUUGUAUAAAUGGGUCUUAACACACUUCACUUGCACUUCCCAUAUACCGGAAAAAUGUUGACUAAAAGGAGGCUGGAAUUUCCAGCCCCAAUAAAGUUAGUACCAUUAUCGGAGUACACCACUGAACAUGCGCCCCUUCUGGAUAAAAAGCGUUUGAAGGCAGCCAAAAAUAGAUCGGUUGAUAAAUCCGACACGAGUUCUAAAUGGAGAGCUUUAGUACAUAAGCAUAUGAAUAAACAUAAGUAUGCCUUUUGGCUCUUUACUCCACGAUUUCGACUCAUAGUAAUGAAGAAUGGCCCUGCAAAAUCAACCCCAACAUGUAAAAAGGAUUUUGAAGUUUCUGAAACUCUAACUGAAGGUAAAUCCGCCAUUUUGGGAAAAACGGGCUUCGGAUUUAAUUUAAAACAAUGGUUGCAUUUCCUCAAGUUAUGCCUAAUUGUAUUACGGGCGCCCAGUAUCCAAUAUUUUUGGCGUAGUAUGGAUGAAACUAACGAUGGCCCUGUAUGGAGAAGUAGUGGAUGCUUUUGCUCAAAACUAAUAUCAGCAUUUCGUAAACGUCCACCUACACGUAUCAGCCCAUCAUGCAAAAAGAGACUAAGUGGUCGUAAAUUUGCAGUGGAAAGGCUUCUAUUUUCCAACGAUCGAAUAUCGUCUGCAAAAUGGUGAUUUUGAAUCACCCUAACUAAGACUAAUUCAGCUUUAACUAAAUCGGA